CCUAUCUGGGCCCUCCCGGCUCCACGGCUGGCAGAAUGUCGCACGUCGGCGUACUACCACCGCUUUCUUGCCAACCCGGUCUGCCAGCCGCUCACCAUCAUCAUCCGGAGCAGCACCCGCAGUUAGGUCACGUGACCGCCGCCGCCGCCGCAGCCGCCGCGAUGGGGAUGGAAUCCUCGGAGCUGAUGGCAGUAGCCCAUUACCAGGCGCAACAGCUGCAGCGACAAUUGCUGGCCGAGCAAUCGGCCACGGGCGCGAUGUUACCGCCGUCUGCUCAGCCUACUGGUGGAGGUUUGACGCAGCCGCUCCAGCAGCAAGGACAGCAAGGUCAACUGCAACCGGGUCAGGAUCCAUUGCAGAGUCUGGUGCAGCAACUGCUCUGUCUACAGCAGAUCGAGUACUUCCUCGCGCAGCGCGGUCACAAGUGAUAACACUGAGAACAUAGAACCGAGAGAGAGAGAGAGAGAGAGAGAGAGAGAGAGAGAGAGAGAGAGAGAGAGAGAGAGAGAGAGAGAGAGAGAGAGAGAAAGACAGAUAGAAAGUAAGAAAGAUAGAAAAUUAUUUCCAUGCGGUAGUGACAACUGAACGAGAGAAAUGAGAGGAACAUACGGAGUGUACGGGACUCGAUAAUCGAGCGGAGAGAAAUAGAGAUGAAGUGGAACAGGAAGGAAGCCGGUGUUCGUGUGUUCACGCCGCUGCGAAAGUGCUGUUUCUAUGUCGAUAGACGAACUCUGCGCCCAGGCAAGAAGAGAAAGAGAAAGAGAGAGAAAGAGAGAGAGAGAGAGAGUGUGUGACUCGCGCCCGUCGACAUUGCGGCUAACAGAACGAACCUA
This is a messenger RNA of Harpegnathos saltator (Jerdon's jumping ant), 833 nucleotides long. RefSeq lists its product as uncharacterized. Lineage: Eukaryota; Metazoa; Arthropoda; Insecta; Hymenoptera; Formicidae. The record is from RefSeq and is a predicted model, not a curated record. The transcript has a single exon. Bases 36 to 428 code for a protein of 130 amino acids.